AUGAAUAUAUAUGAAAUGGAUUUAAAUUCAGAAGAAAAUAAGAAAAAGCUUAAUGCAGCUUUCUAAUAGAUGAAAACUAAAAUUUAAGUAGAGGAAAGAAAGGCUUCAGAAGAAGAAUAGAAGAGAAUAGAAUUUGAAGAGAAAUGUCAUUCAUUAAAUAACUAAAAAACAUUACUUGAUCAAAAAUUAGCUAAAACUGAAUUAGCUUUUAAAAGGAAAUGUGAAGAAUUAGUUGAAAAAGAAGAAAAAUACAAUGAAUUACAGAGAAAGUUAGAUUUUUUUAAUGUAAAUCUAUAGUAAAAACACUUUAGAUGAAUGAACCAAAAAAAGGAUUUUUUAAUUUUGGAAGUGAUGAAAAUAAAUUGUUUAGAAAAAAACUAUUUGAUUUUUAGCAAGAAAUAGAAAUAAAGACAAAUGAAUUAUAAAGACUUCAUGAACUAUUAUUUGAUACAAAAAAGAGUCAUGAUGAAACAGAAAAGCAUUAUUAAGAAUAGAUUAGCAAUUUAGAAUGUAAAAUAUAAAUGUAGAUUGAGACAACUGAAAAAGAGAAGAAACUUAAAUAAGAAUUAGAAAAAUAAGUAUAAUAAUUAAAUUAAAGUAUAAUAAACAAAGAGUAAGAACUUAAAGUAUGUAAAUAAUAAUUAAAUGAAUAAGAUGAUGAGAUUAGAUAACUUAAAGAAUAAUUAUAAUAGUAAUAAUAACUUUAUAACGAAUUAUAAAUUACGUUAAUUCACAAAAAAGAAGAAUUAAAAAAGAAUUAUUAAGAAACAGAUUAAUUAAAAGUUACUUUAGCAUCUAUAAAAGAGAAUCUAUUCAACAUCAUCCCAUAAUUAGAGAAUGAAUCUUAAAAUUCUUAAAUAGUAUUAGGUCUCAAAUAAUUUGUUGAUAAGACUUUUGGAAUUGAUAAACAACGUGAUUAAAAAGGUAAUUACAAUAAAAUAAAUAUAGUUAAUUAAAUAAAAUAAGAACAAGAACUUUAGAAAGAAUUAUUAGUUUAAAAAGAUAGCUAUUAAGUAUUUUAGAAGGCAAAAGAUAGAAUUAUAAAAAUGGGGAAAAAUAUGGAGUAAUUAGAAAAGAAAAAUAAAAUGUUAUAAGAUCGAAUUUAUAUUCUAGAAAAUAAAAGAGUUCAAGGAAAAGGUUCAGAAUUUUUAAGUGAUAAAAUAAGUGUAAUGUGA
Molecule: messenger RNA, 1175 nt
Organism: Paramecium primaurelia
Lineage: Eukaryota; Ciliophora; Oligohymenophorea; Peniculida; Parameciidae
Source: the annotation of a GenBank genome assembly